Paramecium tetraurelia is the source of this 258-nucleotide messenger RNA. RefSeq lists its product as uncharacterized. The transcript has 2 exons. The record is from RefSeq and is a predicted model, not a curated record. NCBI's taxonomy places the organism in Eukaryota, Ciliophora, Oligohymenophorea, Peniculida, Parameciidae.
AUGAUAUCAUCUAGAUCUACUUUAAAAAAUUUGAUCUUCUAAGCCUAAAAGGAAUUGAUAUCCUCAAAAUACUAUCUCAAUUCCUAAUGGCAGAGCUAAACAUUUACUUGUUAUGAAAAUAUGGAGUAUAUAGAAUAACAUUUUUAUUCUAGAAGAUUAAGAGAAAGUCAGUUGUUAUAUCAAUUGUAAGGAUAACUUGAAUUUAUAGGAAAAUUAGCAUAGAAUGUUAUAGCGAAAGUAAUAUAUGAAAGAUAAUGA